CAUCCCUUGUCAGUUCUCAUCGUCGAGCGUGUUUUCUACAAUCUACACACAUGUGCAAAACCGAGACAGAUGAAGUUUUGACCUUAACUAAAGUCUCCCUAUCCAACGUCUCAGAUCAUCCAAAAUAUCUCCUUUGACGCAUCUCAUCACACGUGUACUUAAAAGACGAAUCGCCUCCCCUGCAAAAUGCUAACUCCCGCGCCACCUCCUUGAUAAAACCAUUUUACCUCCUUUGCCUUAUCUCCUCGUGCUAUUCCGCCACUUCCAGUCUCUAAAAUUAGCCCGACCUCAUUCCGUCCUUUCCCCGCCAUGUAUGAAACUAGCUCCCUCGCCGACUCUACGCCGGAUCAUGUCGCCGGAACAUGGUACUCGGUGCCGGACCUCCGCCUUCGCGACCACCGAUUCACUGUCCCUCUCGAUUAUUCCAUCGAUCGCAAUGCUUCUCCUAAAAUCUCCGUUUUCGCUCGCGAAGUCGUUUCCGUUGGGAAAGAAGAACAACUGCUGCCAUACCUAUUAUAUCUACAAGGGGGGCCGGGUUUCGAGUGCCCAAGGCCGACUGAGGCGAGUGGGUGGAUACAUAAAACAUGUGAAGAAUUCCGUGUUAUUUUGAUGGACCAGCGAGGAACAGGGUUAUCAACUCCUUUGACACCAUCAUCCAUGUCACAAUUGGGUUCUGCGGAGGAGAUUGCUGAAUAUUUGAAAUACUUUAGAGCUGACAAUAUAGUGAAUGAUGCUGAGUUUAUCCGAGUUCGUCUUGUUCCUGAAGCUGGACCGUGGACAGUUUUGGGUCAGAGCUAUGGUGGCUUUUGUUCAGUAACCUAUUUGAGCUUUGCACCACAAGGGCUAAAACAGGUCCUUCUAACUGGAGGAAUCCCUCCUGUAGGAAAUGGAUCCACUGCAGAUGCUGUCUAUAGAGCAUGCUAUCCUCAGGUUAUUCACCAGAAUGAAAAGUACUACAAGAGGUUUCCUCAGGAUGUUGAAAUUGUUCGUGAAGUUGUGAAACAUUUGGCAGAAUCUGAAGGAGGCGGGGUGCCUCUUCCAUCAGGAGGAUUCUUAACCCCAAGAGGACUGCAAAUUCUUGGUCUCUCUGGUUUAGGAUCCAGUUCUGGUUUUGAGCGUUUGCACUACAUGUUUGAAAGGGCAUGGGAUCCUGUAAUAGUUCCAGGAUCUCGCAAGCAAAUCAGCUAUUACUUCUUGAAAGCCUUUGAGAAUUGGCUAGAUUUUGAUACAAACCCACUCUACGCUCUCCUGCAUGAGUCCAUAUAUUGUCAGGGUGAUUCAUCGCUGUGGUCUGCUCACAGGAUACGGAUUGAGGAUGAUGGUAUAUUUGAUGCAAUCAGGGCUGUCAAAGAAGGUCGCCCUGUAUUUUUCACAGGAGAGAUGGUGUUCCCAUGGAUGUUCGAAGAAUUUCAUGCCUUGAGCAAAUUUAAAGAUGCUGCUCAUUUAUUGGCUGAGAAGAAAGAUUGGCCUCCUCUAUAUGACAUUGCUGUGCUGAAUAAUAACAAGGUACCUGUUGCAGCUGCUGUUUAUUAUGAAGAUAUGUAUGUUAAUUUCAAGUUGGCAAUGGAGACAGCUUCUCAGGUAGCUGGAAUUAGGCUAUGGAUAACCAACGAAUACAUGCAUUCUGGUCUGCGAGAUGGAGGGGGGCAGGUUCUUGAUCAUUUGUUGGGGAUGUUAAAUGGAAGAAAGCCGUUGUUCUGAUAAACUUUGUAAUUUGUACUCAAAUUGUUUCUCUUUGAGCUUACAGUUUAGAAUUACUUAUAAUGUGCUUUCAUUUGAUGGCUUCAAAGCAGCUUUUCCUGGAAAAUAUUUAUAGAGCCUCAACAAGGCUUCUAUUUUAUCAUGUGAAUUUUAUUUACAGUGGAGGAGGAAUUUGCCACUUUCAAUUUAUAAUAGAGAUGAGUCAAAUCUUCUUUUUUGUUACUAA
This is a messenger RNA of Populus trichocarpa (black cottonwood), 1927 nucleotides long. RefSeq lists its product as uncharacterized. The transcript is spliced from 10 exons. Gene Ontology annotation, molecular function: peptidase activity. The record is from RefSeq and is a predicted model, not a curated record. NCBI's taxonomy places the organism in Eukaryota, Viridiplantae, Streptophyta, Magnoliopsida, Malpighiales, Salicaceae. Gene Ontology annotation, biological process: proteolysis. The coding region runs from base 310 to 1701 and encodes 463 amino acids.